AUGUCAGCACUCAAUUCGGAUGUACGGGAUUUUAGUUGGAGCUCACGCGAAGGUGGGAUACCCAUAGUGCUGAAAAGGCUUUUCAAAUCACCGAAAAACCUUGAUUUUGAAUCUGCAUUACAUGAAAUGAUGAAUCUCGUCUUCAGGCCACGUACGGCCUACCGAUCGCUCUACUAUCAACGACAAACAAAAAAUAGAUGGGCCAGAGAUGAUCCGUCUUUUUUCCUGCUACAAAUCGGGCUACUUACAAUAAGUUCAAUCGUAUGGUCCGCGGUGUACGGCCAUUCUUUCUCUGGGUUCUUCAAAAUGUUCAUUAACAUGAUUUUCGUCGACUUCUUUCUCACUGGGUUUGCAAUGGCAACGCUUUUCUGGACAGUGUUGAACCGGCGGUUUUUCAAGUUUCGGUCUGCAUUCGACUCUAAAGUCGAAUGGGCGUAUUGUUUUGACGUCCAUUGUAAUGCGUUUCUUGCGGUUUGGUGCUUACUCUAUUUUCUCCAGUUUCUGUUGAUUCCGGCUAUCAACCUUCAUAAAUGGAUUGGCCUAUUCAUCGGAAACACCCUCUACUGUGGCGCUUUCGCACAUUAUUUCGUUUUGACAUUCUACGGCUACAGUCAGUUGCCCUUCUUGAAGAACAUCAAUUUCAUUCUUUUGCCAACUCUGGGACUGGCGUGCUUGUACUUGGUCAGUUUGUUUGGAAUCAAACUUUCUGACGUUUUGAGUUUUCGUUCUUAUUCCUCAUCAUGA
Molecule: messenger RNA, 744 nt
Organism: Lachancea mirantina
Lineage: Eukaryota; Fungi; Ascomycota; Saccharomycetes; Saccharomycetales; Saccharomycetaceae
Source: the annotation of a GenBank genome assembly